This is a messenger RNA of Cylindrotheca closterium, 681 nucleotides long. NCBI's taxonomy places the organism in Eukaryota, Bacillariophyta, Bacillariophyceae, Bacillariales, Bacillariaceae. The record is from the annotation of a GenBank genome assembly.
AUGGCGAAACGUGAUCGAACGAACAGUGAGCAGUCGACUCGAAAAAGGUCUAGGUCCAGCUCGAACGCCGAAUCAGCUGAAGGGAAGGAAGAACCAUCAAUCAAGAAAUCACUGUCAACGAAACGAUCAUCCAGGGCCUCAAUCGAACGAACAAUCUUUUCAAGAAAGAGAAUUGAACUCCUCGUCUCUUUGUUGCCUGGAUCUCUUCGCAAUAGCGAAAAGUCUGUUGAAGAUGCAAUCCGAGCCAUGUUGAUGAAGUACUCCGAGGGCCUUGGAGGGAUCUUGAUGGGCUUUGAAGAUGUGAAGCUUAUCGGCGACAGGAAUAAGGAAGCAAAAGGUUGGAUCUUGAAUGAACUACCCCAUAUACACUACAAUGUAUCUUGUGAUGCUUUAGUAUUCUGCCCUACUAUUGGUUGUGAGCUACAAGGCAUUGUAAAUGAAUGUCGUCCAUCACACAUGUCACUUCUUGUUUUCAAUUAUUUCAAUGCAAUGAUUUCGGGUGAUCAACUUCGUGCGGCCGGGUUUUCGUUUGAUGCGGAACUUCACAACUGGACUUCUUCCAAGGAGUCCAUUUCGCCAAAGGACAAAGUCAAAUUCAAUGUGGAGAAGAUACAUGAACUAGGAGGCACAGUAUCGAUGGAAGGAAACGACCCAUCACUAAGUCUACUCGUCGAGGCAUAG